UUUUUGUAAUUUGGUUGGUGAACGCGUAAAAAAAAGACAAAAAUAAAAUAAACUAGAAGAGAAAAAAAAAAUGGGAAUUUGUAAAACAUCAUAUCCAAUAAAUAGUCCAUUAUAUGAAGAGGAUUUUGAUUCAAAAUUGGAUAUAGAAAUUGAAGAAAUUAGGGUUUUGAAUAUGUCUUGCCCAGCGAUUUUGCCUGUGAAAGAAACUUUUUUCAUCUCUCAUGGCUCUCCUACACUUUCCAUUGAUGAAUCUUUGCCUGCAAGAAAUUUCUUGAAAAGUUUCAAACAAAAAUUUUUGAUGAAUCAAAAACCUAAUUCAAUUUUAGUGAUUUCUGCUCAUUGGGAGACUUCAGAACCAACUGUUAAUUCUAUUCGAGGAAGAAAUGAUACUAUUCAUGAUUUCUAUGGAUUUCCCAAAUCCAUGUAUCAGCUCAAGUAUCCUGCACCAGGAUCUCCAGAAUUGGCAAAAAGGGUGAAGGAUGUUCUCAUGGCCUCUGGGUUCCCGAUAGUGCACGAGGACAAAAAACGUGGUCUGGAUCAUGGUGCAUGGGUCCCUCUCAUGCUCAUGUAUCCAGAAGCGGACAUUCCUGUCUGCCAACUUUCGGUUCAACCUAAUAGGGAUGGUACUUAUCAUUACAACUUGGGAAAAGCAUUGGCUUCCCUCAAGGAUGAAGGUGUCCUCAUUAUUGGUUCUGGAUCUGCCACUCACAACUUAAGGGCUCUUGGUCCAUCCAAGAAUGUUUCUUCGUGGGCUCUAGAGUUUGAUAACUGGCUUAAGGACGCCCUUCUUAGCGGAAGGCAUCAAGAUGUCAAUAACUAUGACAUGAAGGCGCCGCAUGCAAAAGUUGCCCACCCAUGGCCCGAGCACAUCUAUCCGUUACAUGUUGCGCUUGGUGCUGCUGGUGAAGGCGUUAACGGAGAACUUAUUCACCACAGCUGGGAUCUUGGUGCACUAUCUUAUGCUUCCUACAGGUUUCCUAGCCUAAAUAGGUCUUCAUAGAUGAAUGUUUGUGUGUAUUUAUAAUAUCUGAUUGUGUUAUAUGUUGUAUAAACUUAUCAAAAGUGAAUUUGUUAUUAUAUAGAAUAAAAUAUAAAGACUUUGAUGGAUA
This is a messenger RNA of Solanum pennellii, 1109 nucleotides long. RefSeq names its product extradiol ring-cleavage dioxygenase-like. Gene Ontology annotation, molecular function: zinc ion binding; oxidoreductase activity, acting on single donors with incorporation of molecular oxygen; ferrous iron binding. Lineage: Eukaryota; Viridiplantae; Streptophyta; Magnoliopsida; Solanales; Solanaceae. The record is from RefSeq and is a predicted model, not a curated record. Bases 71 to 1000 code for a protein of 309 amino acids. The transcript has 3 exons.